This is a messenger RNA of Lethenteron reissneri (Far Eastern brook lamprey), 13940 nucleotides long. RefSeq names its product delta-type opioid receptor-like. Gene Ontology annotation, cellular component: plasma membrane; neuron projection. Lineage: Eukaryota; Metazoa; Chordata; Hyperoartia; Petromyzontiformes; Petromyzontidae. Gene Ontology annotation, biological process: neuropeptide signaling pathway. The record is from RefSeq and is a predicted model, not a curated record. Gene Ontology annotation, molecular function: G protein-coupled opioid receptor activity; neuropeptide binding.
CCUUCUUUCUUCGUUCGGCGCGAGAAAAAGGGGGGCUAUCUACACGCGAACACCGCUGCGCCGUUAAGGGACCGUGUCCUCGAGUCGAACUGUCAAAGCGAAAGGAUUUCUCGGUUGAAACCGCGGCACCGGGUUUCGGUGGAGACUAACGCCGGCGGGAAUCUCCUUAAUAUUGUUGUUUUUGUUGUUAUCGAGACGUUCGCCCUUGCUCGCUUCUCACCGAACGGCGCCAACGCCGAUCUCUCCUCUCAACGACUCUCUGCUUGAUCGUCGAGCAGAGCGUAGCUGACGCCACAGCAUCAGCAGCUGCAGCUGCAGUAAAUAGUCAAUCGUCGUACUCAUGAAUUGACGAGGACGGCAGACGGCACGCGCGCGCGCGCGUCGGUGCCGCUCCGGCGCGAUCUGCAGGGCGAGGGGGAGGCGGGCGGUGGACGCGGAGCGACAAGCAGCGGAGAGGAGACGGCGCGAGGCGAUCGAGGACGCGUGUCAGGGCGAGAUCAUGGAGGUGUUCAAGGUUCAGCCCAUGGACGAUGACUCUCCGGUCCACCUCGGCGGCAACAACAUAAACAACAACGCCAGCCAGGGCUGCGUGGACGCCGCGGUGUGGCUGGCCGAGAGGGUCGGCCUCAACCUUUCGGUGACCAACGCGAGCUCCAUCCAGCAACCGCUCUCCGCCAUGCCCAUCAUCAUCACGACCGUCUACUCGAUCGUGUGCGUGCUCGGCGUGUCCGGUAACCUGCUCGUGAUGUUCGUCAUCCUGCGGUACACCAAGAUGAAGACCGCUACCAACAUCUACAUCUUCAACCUGGCGCUGGCAGACGCCCUCGCCACCAGCACCAUGCCCUUCCAGAGCACCAACUACAUGCUGGACACGUGGCCCUUCGGCCAGAUCCUGUGCAAGCUCGUCAUCUCCAUCGACUACUACAACAUGUUCACCAGCAUCCUGACGCUCACCAUGAUGAGCGUGGACCGCUACAUCGCCGUGUGCCACCCGGUCAGGGCCCUGGACUUCCGCACGCCGCGCAACGCCAAGCUCAUCAACGUGUGCAUCUGGCUGCUCUCCUCCACCGUGGGGCUGCCGGUCAUCAUCAUGGCGGGCACGCAGUACAACAAGAAAGGCGACCUCGACUGCGUCGUCCAGUUCCCGCGCCCGCACUGGUACUGGGACAACCUGCUGAAGAUCUGCGUGUUCGUCUUCGCCUACAUCGUGCCCGUGUGCAUCAUCACCGUGUGCUACGGCCUCAUGAUCCUGCGGCUGCGCAGCGUGCGGAUGCUGUCGGGCUCCAAGGAGAAGGACCGCAACCUGCGCCGCAUCACGCGCAUGGUGCUCAUCGUCGUGGCCGUCUUCAUCGUGUGCUGGACGCCCAUCCACAUCUACGUGAUCCUGCGUGCGCUCGUGUCCAUCGCGGACUCGCCGACGGUGCGCGCCAGCUGGCACUUCUGCAUCGCGCUCGGCUACGCCAACAGCUGCCUCAACCCCGUGCUCUACGCCUUCCUCGACGAGAACUUCAAGCGCUGCUUCCGCGAGUUCUGCUCCGUGCCGCCGCUGUGCAAGCUCAAGAUCGGCACCACGACGCGCGUCAUGAGCCUGGCGCGCCGCCAGCCGCCGUCCCCGCAGGAGGAGCAGAGCACGGCGCAGACCUGACUAGUCGUGGAGCUGUCCCCCCUGCCGGCAGGGCCGGAGCGGCCUGGGCCCGGCGUUCCCGGCCCCGGGGCGGUGCCCUCGAGUGCCAGCGGCGGUGGUGGUGAUGGUGGCGGGGCUGCCCGGAGCGCACAGGGGCAGCGUCACUCCGCUUGCGUGCUCUAACGUGGCGUGCUUUCAUUGCUUUCAGUUGUGCUGUGGCCGUCAGAACGUGAGAUCAAGAAACCGUUCAGAUCUCUGGCGGAGCGGCGAGAUCCUCCGUGUUGGGAAAUGGCCCCGCGGAAGCAGAUAUCACGGAAAUUUCUCUGAGAUCCGUUCGAGCUGACCUCUGGUUCACGUGUUAGAGGGUCGGCACUUUCGCGCCCACGCUGCAAAUGACUGUAACGAUCAUCGCGUGACAAGAAGAUGUCUUUCUUUCUUUCUGUGGUAUCAAAAUUUUACGAGCGAGUUGUCAGUGACCCGGCUGAGACCAUCAACUCACUAGAACCUUGAGAACCCGGUCUAAUGACGGCGUCUGCAAACCUGGAUUUAAAUCUAGAAUCUAAUCGGAUACCAGCUCAGUGGCUCUCACCUAAGAACCAUCCCAGCACCUCCCUUCCUCUCCUCUCUUUUUAAAUCUUUCACCACUUGUCUCCCUCGGCUUUGCCCUCCCCCCCCCCCCCCUCCACAAUUCAUCAGCCAUGUAUGGAUUUUUCUUUUUACCAACAGCACAUGGGGCUGUGCUGAAGGGUCGCGCUCGCGCUAUUUACAAAAUUACGAGGGACAAAGGUGGAGAUCGCGGCGAUUGAUUUGAAAUCAGAGGCGGCUAGCGGGGUCGUGCGAUUGAGAAUUGCGAAGAGGUUAAAGGCCGGGGGGGGAGGGGGGGUCGCAAGGGAGCCUGGAGGAGGAGGAGGAGGAGGAGGACACGAAGCGGAGCUGCACAAAUUAUUCCUCCUUUUCCCAUCAGGCGAACAACGUAAUUAAUCAAAGUCUCAAACGCGGCUCCAUGACUGACGAUGCACUUCAAGAAUGGAAACAUCGCUUCGCAUAUUAACCCGCCAAUUACUUCCCCACACCCUCCUUUCAAACCGCAGUCGCGAGCUCUUUGAAAUCUCCCGCGAUCGAUAAGGGUGACGCUUCUCUCAAAGAGACCGACUCAAAUGCCGCUUCAGUUCAACGUCGAAUCCGUCACGAAUGUUUGCCACGCGCCACAAUGCCGCCGUGAGCUCCUGCUCCUGCACGGCUCUUCACGUGCGCCGCCCGCAUCGGAUCUGCCCUCUCCGCCGUUUCCCGUGACAAACGACGAGCGCUCCGAGCGAGGAACCUUCAAGAUUUGUAAGUAAGUAAAACUCGAGUUUUUACAUAUAUAUAGCGCCAUUCACACAAGGCCUCAGCGUGCUUUACAACACAAUCCGAGUAAAAAGAAAAACAACUUUUAACGUUAAAACUGAGAGAAAAACAACCCCGCCCAAGGCGGAUACGCAAGAGAAGAUUGACGUCUUUUCAGAAUCGCCCUAAAGACCUCGACUGACGGAACGCCCCCAACGGACUGCGUCAAGGCGCUCCACAAACGAGUUGAAGUGUACAACUGGCCGCGACGGCUUGGGCGUCACGUCUGACGCGAUGGGCCUGUGUUCCUGCCGUGCUUGUGACACCGCCGGUCACUCUAAAGCCAGCGAGGAAUGACCACGUGCGACGGAGUCGCCAUCCACCGCCGCAUGGCCGUCAACGGCGGUGGUGGUGGCGGUCAGGUGGACUGCCGUGGCCGCGGGUGACACGAAAUCAAUGCACGGCCGCUUUGCUUGAGCCCCGGCGAUGUCCUACCGAGUUUCCAAAGCAGCUUGAAAACAUGGGACUGUUACCAAUGGCACCCCCAUCUCGCCCCUCGGCCGCGAUCGUGAAGAUUUGACAGGGGGCACAUAGCGGCCGCCUAUCUGGAUCGCGCACACUUUUCGUUCUAGAUCUCAGAAUAAGAAACAAAUAUCGAGCGGCAAUCUGAUUCGAACGCUUUGUCAACAACGAGCACGAUCGAAGUGCCGACACGGCCCCUGCGAGCGCGCUGAGUGAGCACUGCUGACGACGAUGAUGCCGACGAUGAUGAUGAUGAUGACGGCGACGAUGAUGAUGAUGAUGACGGCGACGAUGAUGAUGAUGACGCCGAUGAUGCCGACGACGCCGAUGAUGCACGUCGUUGUGGCUGCUGCUGCUUGCGCUGGCAAUGGAGCGCGGUGAUUCCCUUUUGCCAAUUUGGCGAUGUUCGCUUUGUGAUUCACUUUUUUGUGACUUGGCUCUAACCCGACGCGCGCCAGCACGGUGGGCUGUGAGCAUCGCAGUUGAGCGAUUUGUUCGGCCGUCUUGGCCGCCUACUUAUUAAAAUUAUCACUUAAAAUCUAUAAAAAAAAAAGUAAUGGCCCUCUGUGUAGGGGGCUGUGUAUAUUUUCGCCCACCACCUGGCGCUGCCACGAGGUCGUGGUUGCACUCGCAAUCCUUCGGUCCGCCGGCUCAAUUCUAUUCCUCGGAAAUAAUGAGGCAAGUUUCUUAAUCUCCUCCGUCACCUCCGUCAACCCUACUGGUCAUCUGUGCAGAAAAGCUUUGUCGCUCAUCGGAUUCCUCUCAUCGGAUUCCUGCAGUAUAAAUAAAUAUUAUAAUACCAACAGUUAGUGGAUCGGCAAGUCUUGUCUGGUGGUGUGGUAAAGUGUGGCUGCGCACACCUCUCCUAACGACAUCUGGCCAAUGUGAAAGAGUAGGCCAAAGUAGCCUCGAGUGAGGGUGGGCCAUCCAGAGAUCCCACUGGUGGUGAGUCCCUUCCACCAGCAGCGCCAACAGCUGCACCUUCACCACUUGCUCUUUUUAAGUUUCCAAGUCGUGUAAGAGAAAAAAAAACCCAAUCGAUCUAAGUGCAUGGAAUAAAGCCAGCGGGUUUUGACGGAGGUGCUUUAAACGGAGCGAAUGAUUGGUCGCUUCGCCCCCCCCUCCCCCCCGGGAGCUGCCGCUGAUUCCUUCUGAGCGCCACGGACAGGAGGGAGGCAGCGGCCAUGAGCCAGCGACGGUGGCUCCCUCGCGACUCGUUUAGGAGAAGGAUAAAGAACACGUUACCGUGUCUUCACUGAGCAACGAUUGUUCCCAUCGGCACAGUUAUUACGAUUGUUAUUAUUAGCGAUUAGACGGAUUGAGUGUCGUCGUGUACUUUUUUAAGAGCACCCUCCUCUCGUGGUGGGAAACCGAUGAGCGUUGUAUGGUUUGUCCGACGGUCGCUGUUUGCGGUUGUGUCCUCCCGAUGUCUGUUUGAGGGUCGCUCCGCGCGUCGUUCGGCACGGUGUCCGUCGUUUCGCUCCCAUUUGCUGGGAGCUUCUUCGGGUUUGAAUAGUUGGCACUGUGGGCACUUUGAAACUUUUGGCUCCAUGCACGUCGAUCCACUGUGUCGGGCAGGACCUUGGGAUUUAAUUUGACUCCGUGAGUGGGAGUGGAUGCUGCACUCGUGCUUGAUCGCGUCUGCUCCGCAGCGUCGCGAGCAGCAAGGUUGACAUUUUCAACUGGAACAGUUUUUUUUUAUUUCCAUACGGUGAUCGCCGUUAGUCGUACUUCGCUGACCUAUGCGUUUCCGUAGAUUGAACGAGGUGCCGUGUUUUGCCGAUGCAUAACUUGCGACGGUUGCCGCUAGAGGUAAAACAUCUUAAAACUACCGAGUAGGUGUUCACGGUUGCGCCGUACGGCUCUCCACAGUGAUUUCGGGUCGCACCAUGAUGUCCGACGUUUCGUUCCACGAGCUGGCAGAUUUUUCAGACACCGAAAACACGUGGCAGAGCUGCACGGCGAAACCGUGAAAAUCCGGCGAAGUCGUCGUUACGGAAAUGCUCGUGACCUUGACGAUGCUUUGCUCUGACAGGUGGCACACUCCUGGAUAAACCUUGAGGCUGCCCAAAACACAAAAGGGCUGUUGGAACUUGGGACCAUCAGCAGGGUCACCACGAUAUCAUUUCAGCAGCAUGAUACAAUAUCUCAAUAACACGGUUUGACAACUAUCACUUUAUAAUUGUAAAUCUGAUUGAAAUGUUAUUAUUUUCGUGGUUUGCUGCACGAGUAAGAUUAUUUAAAGGUUUUCAACUGCUUUUCACUCAACAUCAGCUUUCUGUCAGUCUUUUAAAUCGAUGCCAUCUAUAAUGCUUAUAACGCACAUGCUGCCAAUAAUGCAAAAAAUGAUUGAAACACAAAUGAUGGCAUGUAACUUCCAUCCUGUCCGGUACUCUAAUUUAUAAUGGGUAAUACUAAAGAGUUUUGUUCACAAUAUUAUUUGUUGAUUUUGUUAUUGCCUUAAAUAUUUCAGCAGCAAAUUCAUUGCUUGAGACAAAUAAAAAACGCGAAGCGCAGCGUAACGGUAUUUUGUAACGACGGACGAUACGCGCGCCGUACAAUAAGCGCCUGUACAAUAAAUCAUAACGUCACCGUCGAGUGGCAAGCCUAUUAAUCAGAGGGCCCUCUCUCUCCCAACCUGCGGGACCCUUCCGCGUGCAUUUGUAGCAGCCCCACGCACCGCCGGGAUUUUUUUACAAAAAAACAAAAAAUAACCGUGGCAACGGCAAAAAUAUUUUUUUUUUACUUUUUUGGUUGCGAUGGGAAUGAAUCCACAUUCGUGUCGUUUUUAAAUACGCCACGUGUCUGCGGCCACUGCUCUACAGAUGCAGGUUACGCAAUCGCGUUGUACGAUGGUGUAAGCGUUCACUGUGAACGAGAGUGAACAUUCGCGGGCAACGUGAAGAGCGCUAAUACCCGUCCACGGCAAUGACAGUAAUAUAUAUACACACCGGGCGGGUGACAACACGCUAAAAACACGUUCACAUUUACCACUGACGCAGCAAAAUAUUCGUGGUAUAUAUCCUCACAAAUGUGAAGCGUCAGACAGUUACCGCCCUUCGUCCAUCCGCUGCUGGAUGAAGGCCAGCCCACGCAAGUGUCGCUCAUGGGAGUUGUUUCAUCACGCUGGUCAGUGAGGCUGAAGGUUGGUUGCCCAGGACCAAUUCAGAUUUUACUAACCACGGUUGGGAAUCAAACUCCGAUUUCUGGGUUCAUAAAGUAGUGCGCUAACCACGGCGUCACCACUCAUGCCCAGACUAUAAUAAAGCGGCAUUCGCGACCAGUGGAUUAUUUUUGAUGUGUGAGUAUGCUCCACUGUCGGUUUAAUUUUUUAUUAUUAUUUUUUCCAUUUAACAGAGGCAUACGUUUUUGUUAUUAAGGUUGCAUUUGUUAAAAUGCUCUGUUAUCUGCAGACAAGCUGAACCCAAGGCUCCAUCUCCUUGGCAGAUGCCCUCUUCGGACGCAUUUUAAUUCAUUAUCGGCUGCCACUCCGUUAUUCAUCUUGACCCAUCAUCCUCAUGAGCGACACGUCCUGCUCCAUCCCAUUCACGUGAUCCGUGUGUUUCCUCUUUCAAUGCACUUGAAUGCAUACUCCAAUAUAUACUGCCAUAGGAUCGUAGAAUGUGUCUACGGAUGUUGGGUUUAUUUGCGGUGGGUUGCAUAUAUUUAUAUAUGUGUCUGAGACUACCGUUCCAUGUUGAUUGCUUUUGCUAGGUAUGCACAUUUCACACGGGCGUUGAGGAUUUUGUGUGUUCUGAUGGAUGUAAAACGACUUGCAGCGCUGCCACACGCCUAUUGUUGGCCUCGUUCACUCUUGUCCUCGUGCCAAAUACCGGUCAUGUUUGUAAACAACUGACCCCGCUGUUGAUUUCCCACAAAACCAUGGUAGUAUUGAGAAAAUCUCAUCCCUGGAUCAUGGUCUUGACGUUCCGCACCCCCCCCCCCAUCCUCCCCGCCGCCCACUCGGCGCUGCUUUUUAAGUUCCGAACAAGACGUAAAAAAAUGUGUGAAAUGCGCACAGCCAUUGUGCGUAUGCACUAAAAAAAACAUCGGCAUUUCCUGAAUCCGUGCAUUGUGGUCCCCGAACGCUGCAUCACAGCAACUGUCAGUUGUUCAAAUUUGCUAAAAAUGUAUAUCGAUGGUGAUUACGAUUUUUGCGGCCUUGUUAUUAUUGUUGUUGUUUAUUGCACAUGGGACUUCCUAGUCAUUUACACAUUUGAUCGACGUGUUUUUGUUUUAAAUCAAUUCCAACACUUUCUGUAAAUGACAAGGCCAUCAUCAUCGCAGCAGCAGGCAACUGCGUGCAAGGCUGAGAUCAUUGUACGUGCAACGUGGUGGUCACGUGACAUGCAAGGACGACAUGUUGGGUGCCGUGCCUUACGGUGGCCAGAUGUUAACUACCUUGCCUGGUAUACAGGAGGUCGUAGGUUUCAACCCAGACCUGACACCUGUAUAUUUGGAGUUUUCACAUCAUAUCUCCCUGUGGUCGCGUGGAUUUUUCUCAUGGUCCUCCGGUUUUUCCCUCCACAUUUAGAAACAUGUGUUGAGAGUAUUUGGCUGCUAAAAAUUGUUCACGUGAUUAGCCACUUCACUGAGCUAUCAUAUGUGGCCAGGUCGCUUCUGAAAAAGAGCUAUACACAGCUCAGUGGACCUUACCUGGCGAAAACAAGUUUAAAUAGUUGAAUAGUUUACACUGCGAGCACACCGCCACCACGUGUCGUUAGAUCGAUUGCCAUCUUAAUCACGAUUUACAGAACGUUCCUAUUCGAGAAUUUCGAGGGUGCUGUUGUACUGUGCGGCGAAGGAAGCGGUAAAGAUGACUCGUUAUUUCAUGCUUAAGAAUACUCGUGAAUAUUUGACUGAAAAAUAAUUCCAGAAUCAAACCGCGGGCAUUUUCAUCCUCAUCUCGAUUAAGAGAAUGCUUUUGUAAAGGGGAACAGGGCAUGUAGAUAACGUGUAUGCUGAUAAACAGUUGGCAUUAACAAUAUUGGUGUUUUUUCUACUGUUGUCUAAAUAACGACAUAUGCUCAAUAUAUGAAUGUGGUUAUUGUGUCGUGAACGUCGUGCCAUUGGCGAGGCGGAUGUGAAGCCCUUCAUUGACAGCGUUGUGACGUCACGCACACGGGUCAGCCAAUGAGUGCGGCGCCUUGCGUCCGCGAGCCGAGAAGUUUCGCGGGAAGGGAACGGUGGCCUCCGAUUGGCUAGAUUUUGACAUGCUCCGCGUGAACGCUCAUCGAGGCGGCUCCUCAGACCGUUGUAAGCUUCUCGUUACGACGAUGCGCUCUGGUUGUUGUUGGUGUCCAAUUAGAAAUGCGCUCUCUGGAGCGCUCUGCCCAUUGAAGGCACCUGUGGUGUUUAACCAUCGCGGCUUGUCCUUGGCACAUUGGUGUAGCAUUUUAAAGGUAUGCUUUAAGUACCUAAUGCAUUAUAACCGAAUUAGCUAUACUUAAAGGUAUAUUUUUCGAUGUCUGUCAAAGGAAAAUAACGAUCAAAAACGACCAUCACGUGACAUAUUCGCAUGGACCAAUGAGCUGUCCACACCCAGGGGACUAUAUGUGCUUCAUCUGUCAUUUAUCUACAGAAAUUCACACAUCUGACAUUUUCACACACAUAGAAGCAUGGUCCUGUGUUUGACGCUUUUAGGUGUGUCCAGUAACCUACUUCUGGAUAGAUGCUCACGUAUCUGGCCUUGUAACAAACUCGCCUACAUCAGCCGAGUCGGAUAUGCGACGCUGUGCUGUAUUUCGCACGAACGACGCUCACAAACAGCGGCGCUUUGCUACAUGGUCGCGGAGAUGUUGGAGCCCUUCCCAGAAGAAUCGAUUCUCGAUGUCGUCUGGAGAGACGUUACGAAAUCAAUCCCUAAACGUAGUCGACUCAAAUCCUAAGAAAUAUUGCACAUCUUGCAAUCGGCCAUCCCCUGGUCCGUGCUAGGAAUGUUUAUGAUGCACUGCCAAAAUAGUAAUUUACACCGUUCAUUACUCAGCCAAAUGUGCUUUGUUCUCGCUAUAAUUGAAGGCCAGAUAUUAAUUGCCAGGAACAUGCCUAAAAACGUUGCAUAUUCAUGCAAAUUCCCCAGAUAACACGUGUACUUUUUUUUGCUCAUUUUAAUCAACAAAGUUAAGACGUAAACAUGUAUAAUACAUUAUUGAUGCAUAUUUGUCAUUUAAGCAUUCGUUAUGUAGUAGAAAGUAUAUUUCAUUUGCUAAACAAAACGUAGACAAUUGCAGAACUUGUAUGAAAAUCAAAUAUUAAUUCAAGUCUACUAUGUCGUCACCAUAUAAUAGGUACCAAUUACUAAUUUUCCUUACUUUUAAAAUUGCUCUCCAAAUUUCUAUGACACCAUUUAUCAAGCUAUAUUGGCCCACCACGCAAUAUGUAGAGAAUAUGAAAAGAAACGUCCUGAUCAAAAUGACAAUAGAUUUUAAUAAUGCAAGUUAGCAACAGGCUAGUAAUGUUUCAUCAACCAUUCCCACUUUGGUAAUUUAGUUGUUUAACAAAUUGCUCUGAUUUCUCAAUUGGCACCUUAAUUAUAUUUUUCCCGUCGGAAACGCAUUGCUUUGUUUUAUAAAGAAAAAAUAUCGUUUGUACAUAGUCAAAUAUAAAUGCAAAUGCCCUUUUUGUAAUUACUUUUAAGUUUAAUGUAAUGGAAAGAGCAUACUAUUUAUAUAUAUACAAAUUUGGGGCAUGGAAUAGUAUAAAAGUGAGUUAGCUCUUAUCGGUUAACUGGCGCUGCAACACGAUGGGGUUGGUGGCCUGCACCACACAUAACCGUCUUUGUAUCCCCAGUGGCGAUAUUUACACACCGCACCAGGUACUCUGUUGAAGCUGGGUUGACCUCGGUGAGGCCCAGGACCGGUUCAGAUAAUUGCCAUUAGGUGUUGGCGGCUGUGAGCUUGAAAUCGAACUCGGGUCGCCGGGUUCGUCGCUCAGUGGGAUAACCACGACACUACCGCUCCCCAAAGUACACACAACACAGCUGUAUUCACACGACUGUGUAGGGGUUUCGUGGUUUGUGCUGUGUAACUCUCCCCAAGUGUUGUCGGGUCGGACAUCUCGGCCGAAACAUCGUGCGGUACGACCGGAAAACAAAACACGUCGGAGAGUUUGUCCGACGUUUCGCUCCACGUGCUUAGGACCUUCAUCAGGAAAUGGACUGAGCAGCUCACGUUCUCCCAUAAUAAUAUAGCGUCGCUGGCUGCUGCUGUUGUUGGUAUCGCAGUUGGCUCCCAGAUAAACUAAAAUACAAAAAGUUAGUUAAACUUUGUUUUGUUAUUUUACAAGGUUAGGCCCACUGAGCCUUAUAGGUCUUUUUUUCAGAAGCGACCAGGCAGUCACAAAUGAGAGCUCAACGAGAUGCCUUACCACGUGGACAUUUAUAGCAGCCAAAUACUCUAAACGCACGUUGAUUCUAAUUGUGGAGGUUAAACACCAGAGGACACGGAUAAAAAUCGACGCGACCACGGGGAGAGCAAGAGAGAGACACGCAAACUCCAAAUAUACACCAGGCGUCAGGGUCGGGAUGGAACCCACGACCUCCUGUAUACCAGGCGAGGUAGUUAACAUAUCCAAGCCACCGUGGCGCCCUGAUGCAGACAGAGAGCUGAGCUGAUUAGCAUCAGGAACCAACAACAGCAGCAGCAGCGAAUACGAUAUACAGUACAUCAAGGUGGAACGUGAACUAUUCAAUUAGGUUCCUGAAGAAGCCCCCAGGACGUGGAGCGAAACGUCGGACAUCGUGCCGAACGACACGUGGUACGACCCGAAAACACGUGGGUUAGCUGGACCCGUUUUGAUAUCGGCCGUCACUUCCCCCACCGUUCCCUGCCUAUCCACAAGCCCUGUGAGUUUGCUGCGGAGAAUAACGCUACAGAAAAUACACAGGAUUAUAAUUGUUAUACUUAAGUUCCCGUGUGCCCGUAUAACCACGUUAUUGCCUGCUUGGAACAAGAUGCUGCAUCUGCCGUAUUGUGAAUGGUCAUGCUUCAAGCACAAAUGUCAACACAUUUCCUUUACGAUCUGUUGAUGAAAUGAAUUAUCGGUAGAGUUAUUAUGCAUGUGACAUUACUUUCGUGUGUGCAUAUUGGAGAUUACUUGUAUUAGAAUUGCCGCGUUUGUUAACUGUGCAUUGGCCAAGUACACAUCUAACAGAUGCCAUCUCUGCUUCGGUGUUUCACCACUGUGCUUGCGCAUUUAAGGGUUUCUGUGAAGUGGCAGAUCCAUCGUGGUGCAAAUCUGACACGCCCGCGUCCUCGGCGUGGCGUGACGGGAGAGGCGCUCAAAGGCAGAGGAGGAGAGGGAAGGUCUUGAUCCUAGUCAGCAGCUAUUGUUUGCUACCAUCCUGUAACUUCCGCCUGCCUGCAACAACGGCGUCCCCCAUUAUCUCCAAAGCCUUCCGUUCCUAGGUUCCUCCUGCCCAGUGGUGGCCUCUGAACGCAUUAAAGUCAUCUCUCCGCUGACUUUCUCGUCUCUUGUCGCCUUCUCUCAGCAUCCUCCCCGCAGUUAAUUGUGUCCAUCUCCCAGCAGCGCAGAUGAUCCAACGGAGGUCACUCCUUCUCUUCUGCUACCCCAAUCGGCCGUAUCUUCCCUCUCCCACCCCCGCAGCCAUCCAUGAUUGUCAGCUCCUGAACCUACCUCUGUUCAAGUCUAGGUUCAAGACGUCUCUUUAAAUUCCUCUGCCUGUGCCCUACCGCCUCCGUUCUUGAACCGAACGCACCCCCCCCCCCCCGCUGUUUCCGCACCGCGCGUUGAGAUGCGCUCGCGUAUCGGUGCGCGAUGGAAAUCCACACGGAGUCGCGGUUGUCGGGUGCUGAGCGCCGGCUGGGCGGACGUUAGCGUCCCGCUGGACGGUCAGAGAAGAGGGGGAGCUUCAGUAGCUCAUCGGAUUCCUGCGGUCUAAAUAAAGAUUCCCACUCACGGGGAGGAGGGGGGGGGAGCCUCGCUUGAGAUGGCGCGGCAGAGCGAGAUAACGAGGGAGCGAGAUCCGUUCGGCUGGACCAGUGAUUCUUCAAUCGUAAAAAGAAAAAAACAUUAUAUAAUGUUAAUAUACACAUAGGGUCUGAUGAAACAAAGUAGUUUUACGUACGUGCUUCGAUUAUUUACCCUCUAAAACAAAACCUGGCCACGUCUCGCACCCCCAGAAAGGGCAUCUCGCACCCCCAGGGAUCACGUGCACCCCAGGUGAAGAAACAGAAGAAGAAGCAACACCACCACCGGGCUGCACUGCGUGUGAUUGUGCAAGCCGUGAGAGCGGCUUAUGUAAGUCUCCCGAUAUUGAUACGAAAGAACAAAAAAUCAACACAUUCGUCAAUAUGUAUAACAGGGGACGAUACAUAAUCGGUGAAGUUGCGAGCAAUGAUCCCUGCUUCACGUCUCUGCUGUGAAGAAAAUCCAUUGCCUGGAACACGGCCGGUUAUUUAUCUUUCGGGAUGUUUCCCCCCUAUUAGGGCAGUGUUAUUGACGACUGUUUUGAGCUUUUUUGUGUUCUUGUGCUUCUCUUCUGAAUAUCAAGCUCAGAGACAGUCGAAGGACCUCGGGAUGUAUGUUACUGCACGUUGAACUUCUUUCGCACCGUACGUAGCCAACCGUGAUAAUUGGAGUUUGCGGGGAAAGCACAGCGAACUAAACGCUAAAAGCGGCUCUAAAGAAACGAGUUUCAAAGCUAGAAGAUUUGAAAGUGCGUAGCUCCACAGUGGCUUCCGAAUAUCGGAAGGAAGAGCGUUCCAGACGGCCGCAGAAGCGCGGCUGCAAACGCGCUGCGAUGCGGUGACCCCCCACGAUCUUUGUGCGCGAUAGGCAGCCAAAAAGAGUCGCGACGCCACUGUCUCUCAUGCACGGACGCUGGCGAAGAGUCCAGCAGUCGCAAUUCAUCGCCCCUCUGAUCGCCACCCCCCCCCCCUCUCUCUGUGUGUGUGCGACGUGAAAGAAAAAAAGAAAAACAUUUCCGUGAAGGCACCGAUGGCCCAUCGGCAAAGGCAAACGUUAAAACGCGCCCGUCUUUCACUUUCGGAGGUUGCAAAUCUUCAAAGUCGUCCGAUGGAAAAUAAGUGCUUUCACAGAUCUGCUUCAGCUGAGGGACACUUUCUAUAAUUUGUUUUGAAUUGGCUGUUCGUGGAUUUAUUGGUUGGGCGUGUGUGUGUGUAUGUGUGUGUGUGCGGGCGUUCGACACUUCACGUGGCCUCAAGGUGCACAAGCGUCAUGGUGACGUCACCGCCACUUAGUGGCGAAUGGCGGUUGUUGUUGUUGUUGUGUAUGUGUGUGCGUACACACCCACGAUCAAGCAUAGGUGUUCCAGGAAACAAACAUUCAGUGUUUUGCAACUGUUGUUGUACCUUUGGGCAUCUCUGGCAAGUGCGUUUGUCAAGAGAUGUGCACGGGCAUUCUGUUGUCGUUUGCCACGUCAAUAUAUAUUUAUAUAUUUUGGUUGAAUUGCUAAAAUGAUUCACAUUGAUCUGGAAAAAAAAACCAC